Molecule: messenger RNA, 3112 nt
Organism: Parus major (Great Tit)
Lineage: Eukaryota; Metazoa; Chordata; Aves; Passeriformes; Paridae
Gene: BORCS6
Product: BLOC-1 related complex subunit 6
Biological process (GO): lysosome localization
Cellular component (GO): BORC complex
Source: RefSeq, a predicted model, not a curated record
AUGGUGGGACGUGGGUACCCAGAGUUGUGCCGGGGAGAGGGGUCGGGCCCAGGCGGGCACGAACGGGAAGUGGUGGAGCGAGCGGAGCCGCCGCUAGGAGAACAUGGCGGGGGAGUGAGGAGAGCCGCCAGCAGCUCCCGGUGUUGUUACCCGGGCGCGACCCGCCCACUUCCGCCCCCGCGCCAACCGCCGUGCCCUGACGGCGCCAGCACCGCCCCUCCUCGCCGACCCCCGCCAAUCGCGGUGGAGCGGCGGUCUCUUUGCCGUCGCUCCAGCCAAUCGGAAGCGACACAAACACUCGGGGCCACGCCUCCCAAGGACCGCCCACUCCGGACGGGCACGCCCCCGGUCUCCGAGUCACGGGCUCGCAGUGCGCGGCGAGAGGGCGGCGCCCACCGGCCAAUCGGGAUCCGCACGAACAAGUGAGGCCACACCCCCACAGGCCCCGCAGCCAAUCGCGAGAGACGUAAACAGGCGUCGACGCGCCCCCCGGUGGGCGGUGGCGGCGGCGGGCGGGCAGCGUCGCUCGCCAUGGAGGAGCCGGGCCCGGCCGCCGCGCCGCCGGAGGGGCGGGGGCGGGACGAGCGGAGCCUGGAGGCCCUCAGUCUGGCUGGUGGCGGAGGGGCAGCGGCGGUGGGGCGGCAGCUGCCGGAGGGGCGGCGGGCGACGCUGGCGAGCGCUCUGGAACUGGAGGGGACGGUGCUGCGCGAGGGGCGCCUCACCCAGUUCGUAGCCAACAACCUGGAGCGGCGGAUCCGGCUGAGCGGCGCCCCGCGGGGUGAACCACCGGCGGGGGGCGGCGGGUCCUCCAUCCCCGCCAUCGACCCCGGGGCGCUGCAGGACGUGGUGGCUCUGGCGGGGCAGGUGGCGGCGCAGGUGGACGAGCUGCUGCGGAACGUGCACUGCGGGCUGCAGGCCCUGACGGCGCUCAGCGUCGGCUGCAUCCAGACCUACCGCGACGGCGUGGAGAGCCUGGGCGAGGCGGCCGACCUCAGCAUCCGCGCCAUGUACGCACUGGUGGCGCGCUGCGAGGAGCUGGACCGCGCCAUGCAGCCCGUGCCCGCCCUGGCCAAGCGCAUCCGUGACAUGAAGGGCACGCUGGAGCGGCUGGAGGGGCUCUGCAAGUAGUUGCUCCCGCCGCCGCCCCCCCUCCCCGUGCCGGUAGCGGGGGCCUGGGGCUGCUGCUCUGUCGCUCCGGCGGCCCCACCGCUCACGGCGUCCGCAGCUCCCACCUGCGCAUCCUCGCUCGCUCCCCCCGUGCGUGACUUGCCGGCAUCAGUGGCCAGAUCGAUCGCCUUUGUUGAUCUGGACGAAUGGAAAUUUUUGCGACCAACGAAGGAAAAGGUCCCGGUUGAAAACCGCGGGGUAAAUGGCAGAUGGUGCUUUUUAGCUUCAGCUCCAUUAAAGAUUUUGGAUCCCACAUGCCUUACGCUUUCUAUUUAUUGAGGGCUAAGAGAAACUAACGAGUCUUAAUUAAAACUAGCUGUUAUUUUUUUUUUUUUAAUUGUAAAUUCUUGUGAGUAGCUUCUUGAUGCUUACCGGCAUAUGUGCUUAUUUGUAGCUGAUUUGGUGCCUGAAGAGCACCAAGUUCUCAUCUAUGCUGUUACAGCAAAUAAACUCACAGAACACUACUGUUUCUUACAGGACACAGUUUUAAGAUAAGAGUAAGUUUAAUACAUGUAACAAAGACGCUUGUUUUCUGAGACAAAUAUAAAGUCCGUGGAAGAUAAUUGAGAUUCAGAUAAGAACAAAUCCAUAAGCAAAGUUCUAAAUAAAAGCCUUCAGAUUAAAUGUGCUUUGCCUCCAUUAAUCUUUACCAUUUUCACGGUGUAAAAGUUUAAAUGGCAUCACUGUGAAAUGAUCCUGUUAUUUUGUUGUUUGCUUUUUUGUUGUUUUUUUUUUUUCCUAGUUGGGAAAAUAUCUAAUUACACAAGGAGUAUAAGUACAUGAUGACAUUUUGUGGGUGUAUGACUGACUUGGAAUAAUUUAACUGCCUUGGAAUAAUUUAUUUGUAUAACUUGAAGCUUUUGUAUAUGCAUCACAGUGUGGAGAAGUGAUUUUGUUAUAUCAGUGAGUGUUUCCUCUGAGACCUGAGAGUAGCUGAAUUCCUCUACUCACGAAUAUUCCUAUGCAAAAAGCCUGUUAGGUGAUGCUCUUAGAAAUCCAUUUAGGUCACAAAUGUCCCUGUAACAAGAUUUCAGCAGAAAAAUGAUCACUUUGAUCUUAUAUAAGUGUAAUAGUGCUUUUGGCGACCAGUGGCUCCUAAAAGCCUUGAAAUGAGAGUAGCCAGAAAUACUGCUCAAGUCCUGUGCCUGUGGCUGAAGAGCAGUCAGGUUUACGAUGGGCAGAGCUGCUACCCCACGGUAAUCUUGUUAAAAACACUGAGUGAGGGAUGGACACCAUGAUACCCUGUGCUCCUUCAUGUACCUAAUACUGAAUUACAACAAAAUGAUUGAUGUGAAUGCCACCCCGGUUUGCAUGAUGCCAGUCUCUGGCCUGUUUUGAGCCCCUUGGCAUGGCCGUGUCUUUCCCUCAGCACAGGGGUGUGUUUCAUGUGUGGCCUUGUAGCCCUAGCAACAGGACAAGACUGCAACUGGGCUGUGCCAAGAUAGGGUUCUCUCUGGUACUGUCUGCUGGGGGGUAGCUGUGGCUCCAGGAGGACACCAGAGGCCUAACAGAAGUUAGGAGGGAGGAAAAACUUAACUGCUGCUGAUCCCAUGGGCCUAGAAGACACUAAAGAUUGCUUAACACACAGCAACAGCUGUACUUUUAAUAGUUUUGUUAUUCCUGGGAAAGUUUGAACUCGUAUAUUAUGCAGAUGCCGUAGUUUUGCUAAGUGUGUUUGGUAUACGCCAAGAGUGAACACCAAAGGUUGAUCUUGCACAAUUUGUGAGUACUGAUGAAAUGUACAGGAAAGACCUGCAAGCUUAUUUGUGUAGCCACAUAUGUACAGCUACUCUUCACUCAUACAAGCUAAGGUGAAACCUUUAAAGUGUUUCAGUAUGCUCUUGGGUUUUGAUAGUGUUUCAUUUGCAGCCGUCUUCAUUCAAUGCUAAUUCCCAUUUAAAAUUGUUGAGUCUGUAGAAUAAAGUUAUUACUUUUAUAUUUUUAA